ACAAAGGAAACUUAAGUCUUUAAUCUCCAGAAUCCUCUGCUAAAUAAUAAGAGUAACAUGUACGUGGUGAAGCGCGAUGGAUGGGUGGAAACUUUUGACUUGGAGAAGAUUAAAGUGCGACUUAAGAAGCUUAGCAGUUACCAUUGUAACCCGCUCCUCGUUGCUCAAAAAGUCUCUGCUCGUUUCUACAAUGGAAUCACCACGACUCAACUCGACGAAUUGGCUGCUGACGCGGCUGCUUCCAUGUCUUGCAACCAUCCUCAUUAUGCCUACCUUGCUGCUAGGAUUGCUGUCUCAAAUCUUCACAAGAACACUAAGAAUUCAUUUUCUGAGACGGUUGCAGAAAUAUACCACCGUGUCGAUGAGACAUCUGGACUCAAGGCUUCUCUAAUAGAUGAGCAUGUAUCUAGGAUAGUUAUGGAGAACGCUGCUCGUCUGGAUAGUGAAAUCAUAUAUGACCGUGAUUUUGAUUAUGAUUACUUCGGGUUUAAAACGCUUGAGAGGUUGUAUCUCUUGAAAGUCAAUGGGAAAGUUGUUGAAAGGCCUCAACACAUGCUCAUGAGGGUUGCUGUUGGCAUCCACAUGGAAGAUAUUGAUUCCGCAAUAAAAAGUUACCAUUUGCUGUCUCAGAGAUUGUUCACUCAUGCGUCUCCUACUCUCAUCCAUGCAGGAACUCCAAAGCCUCAAUUAAGUAGCAGCUUUCUUAUCUGCAUGAAAGAUGAUAGCAUCGAGGCCACACUCCAAAAGUGUGCUGCUGUAAGCAAAUCUACUGGCAGUAUUAGUGUUUCAGUUCAUAACAUUCGGGUCACAAAUGGCAUUGUUCCAAUUCUGGAUGAUGUUGCUCAAGGAGGAGGACCCUUUGUUGUAUACAUGGAGCCAUGGCAUGCUGACAUCUUUGAGUUUAUAAAGCUCCAGAAGAACCACGGAAAGGUGGAGGAGCAUAUGGCUAGAGCUCUCUGGAUUCCAGAUCUUUUCAUGGAGAGAGUCAAGAGUGAUGGGAAGUGGUCACUGUUUUGUCCUAAUGAAGCUCCAGGAUUGGCUGAUUGCUGGGGCCUAGAUUUUGAGAGACUUUACACAAAGUAUGAAAGAGAGGGAAAGGCCAAGAAGGUUUUUGAGGCGUUGGACCUUUAUUUUGACAUCUUGACAUCUCAGGUAGAAACAGGAAUGCCAUACAUGCUUUUCAAGGAUUCAUGCAACAGAAAAAGCAAUCAGCAAAAUCUUGGUACCAUAAACUCCUCCAGUUUAUGUACUGGAGUUAUUGAGUACACUAGUCCAACAGAAACUGCUGUUUGCAAUAUUGCGUCGAUUGCUUUGCCCAGAUUUGUUAGGGAGAAAGACAUCCCAUUGGAGUCUCAUCCAUCUAUGCUUGCUGGCAGUCUGCGCUCAAGGAGUCGUUACUUUGAUUUUGACAAGCUAGCCGAGGUAACUGCUACUGUUACUAAUGAUCUCGAUAGGAUAAUAGACAGAACCAACUAUCCUGUGGAGACUGCAAAAACUUCAAACAUGCGUCAUAGACCUAUUUGUAUUGGUGUACAAGGUCUUGCAGAUGCAUUUGUCCUACUUGGAAUGCCAUUUGACUCUCUACAGGCCAAACAACUAAAUAUGGAUAUAUUCGAAACCAUAUACUACCAUGCACUCAAUGCAUCUUCAGACCUUGCUGCAAGAUAUAAUGCGUAUGAGACAUACAAAGGAAGUCCCAUGAGCAAGGGGAUUCUUCAACCUGACAUGUGGAAUGUGACUCCAUCAAACCGCUGGGACUGGGAUUUUCUUAGGGACAUGAUAUCAAAGAAUGGAGUGAGGAACUCUCUUUUAGUAUCACUGAUGCCAACUGCUUCAACCAGUCAGAUUCUCGGGAACAAUGAAUCUUUCGAGCCAUAUGCAUCAAACAUCUACAGCCGCAGAGGAUUGAGUGGGGAAUUCAUACUUGUAAAUAAGCAUCUUCUUCAUGAUUUGACUGAAAUGGGUCUUUGGACUCCAACACUGAAAGAGAAGGUCAUUAUUGAGAAUGGUUCGAUAUGUAAUGUCCCUGAGAUACCUGAUGACUUGAAAGCUAUCUACAGAACUGCAUGGGAGAUUAAACAAAAAACCGUGGUUGACAUGGCUACUGAUCGUGGAUGCUACAUAGAUCAAAGCCAGAGCUUAAAUAUACGCUUGGAAGAACCUACCCACCGAAAGCUCAGUUCCUUACACUUCUAUGUUUGGCGUAAGGGUCUGAAAACUGGGAUGCACUGCCUGAUGACUGACCCUGCGAUCAAGAAAGUAAAUCCUGCGAUCAAUUCGUCUACAACGGCGCUGAUCUAUUCAUCUUCUUCAGGAAGAAGAAGCAUCUUCCCACACCAAGAACCAUUGCCGUUGUAUCGUACUUCACCACCGUGA
Messenger RNA from Camelina sativa (false flax), 2376 nucleotides. NCBI's taxonomy places the organism in Eukaryota, Viridiplantae, Streptophyta, Magnoliopsida, Brassicales, Brassicaceae. The record is from RefSeq and is a predicted model, not a curated record.